CAUCCGAAUCACACAUCCACCCUCAUACAAGCCAACUCCAUCACUUUGAUAAGCUCUGCUCUGUGACCAUACAAUUAUCCACCGGCCCUGAAUCAACAUGGCCUGUCCCAUCACCGUCUCCAAGUUCGUGGGAACCGUCUCCCUCGGCCUGCUCACAGGCAUCUCGUACUCGGCAUCGACCAUCGCCAUCCCGGCGCUAGCCCAACUGCCCACCUCAGCGACCGCCGCGCGAUCGCUGAACGAGAUCAAGCGUCUGAAUCGCAAGCACGGCAUCCGGCUGACCAACCUGGCCAAUGGCUGCCUCCUGUUCGCGUACAGCAUCUCUCCGCGGCACCGCAAACACCCCUACCUGAUCUGGAUGUGCGUUGCGUCGACCAUCGGCACCUACGGCAUGGACUUCUGGUUCAACCGGCAGGCGGGUGUGAAGGCGUGGUUUGAGGCCGUGCUGCACGACACCGGGUUCUGGACCAAGGCGGCCGCCAAGCCGCAGAAGAAGGAGGAGGAUCUGGUGGUGGUCGAGGCGGAGGAGAACGGCGAGAGCGUGCAGACCGAGAUGGACACGGAGCGCCGUCUGCAGCGGGUGCGCGCGGUGUUCUCCGGGCUGGCCUUGGCCAUGGGCAUCGUCGGCCUCUGGGGGGAUCGUCGGUCUUGAGUAGUUAGUCUGUUGGACAAUCGUCCGUGGGUGUUCGUCUGGUUAGAAAGGUGGUUGGAUGCGGAGAACAUUCGCUGCGAUGACAACAACUCCUCUCUAUUCUUGUUUCUUGGCGUGUGUUUCCUUUUGUUGUUGCGUGGGGGAUUGUGAGGUGACUGUCUGUGAUGCUUCUGAUGACGUUAACCAUGUAUGUAUAAAGGCUGAAAUUGGGUACGGAGUCAAGGUUAGGGUUUAAUUUGAUUGCCGGCGAUUCUACCGACAUUUACCA
Messenger RNA from Aspergillus homomorphus CBS 101889, 920 nucleotides. RefSeq lists its product as uncharacterized. The record is from RefSeq and is a predicted model, not a curated record. Bases 98 to 652 code for a protein of 184 amino acids. Gene Ontology annotation, biological process: autophagy of mitochondrion. Gene Ontology annotation, cellular component: mitochondrion. NCBI's taxonomy places the organism in Eukaryota, Fungi, Ascomycota, Eurotiomycetes, Eurotiales, Aspergillaceae. The transcript is spliced from 2 exons.